Messenger RNA from Drosophila kikkawai, 2864 nucleotides. Its product is annotated as peptide transporter family 1. The record is from RefSeq and is a predicted model, not a curated record. Gene Ontology annotation, cellular component: plasma membrane. Gene Ontology annotation, molecular function: dipeptide transmembrane transporter activity. Lineage: Eukaryota; Metazoa; Arthropoda; Insecta; Diptera; Drosophilidae. Gene Ontology annotation, biological process: dipeptide import across plasma membrane.
UCUGAGGCUGUUGAUCGCCGCUGGCGGACUUAAGGCGCGCAUUAAAUCGAUCAAUACUGAUCGAUACCGUCGUCUCCGUACAUAUAUAUUUUUUUGCAGUUUUUUGGUUUUCAAUGUUUUAAUGUGAGUUACAAGAGAGUGCGCGACAUAAAAGCAAAGACGUGACGCGUAACGGAUGCAAAGCGAGCUGCGAGCCCAAAAAUGACGGAUCAAGAAAAUGAAAUAAAGCCCGCGGCUGAGCCAGCGGCUUCUGCUCCUGAGGAUUCAACAUCCACAGCUGAGGCUACUCCUGCUGCAGUAGAUGUCCAAGAUGCUUCUGCAGACAUCAUCACACCAACUGCUGCCCCUAUUGUGGAAGACUCAAGCACAGCUGAGGUUACUAAUGAUAAACCCGCUGUAGAGACCAAUGGCAAGGCCUUGGCGGAGGCCAAGAAGUUGCCCGAAGUGUCGCAGAAAAAUGGCAAGGAGCUGGAGAAGAAUGGCAAGGAACUCCAAGAGGUUGACAAUGAAUUCAAGAACGUGUCCGAGGCUGAGGGUCAGCAGAAGAAACUGCCCUACCCCAAGUCCGUGUUCUUCAUCAUAAGCAACGAGUUUUGCGAGCGCUUCAACUACUAUGGAAUGAGAACUGUUUUGGUCCUGUAUCUGAGUCGAGUUUUGGGCUAUUCCGAUGACCUCGCCACCGUGGUCUUCCACAUCUUUACCAUGUUCGUUUACUUCCUGUGCGUUUUCGGUGCCAUUAUCUCGGACUCUUGGCUGGGCAAAUUCAAGACAAUCCUUUAUCUAUCCAUGGUGUAUAUAUGCGGUUCAGUCCUGUUGACCCUCGGUGCCAUUGGUCCACUCAAUCUGCCUGUUGAGACAUUUACCAUGCUGGGUUUGGCCCUUAUAGCCCUCGGUUCUGGUGGCAUUAAACCGUGUGUAUCGGCCUUUGGUGGCGAUCAGUUCAAGGUGCCCGAACAGGUGAAGCAAAUCACCUCGUUCUUCUCGCUCUUUUACUUUUCGAUCAAUGCCGGUUCACUGAUCUCCACCACGGUUACCCCCAUUCUGCGCGAAGAUGUCUCCUGCUUCGAUGACAUCAAUUGCUAUCCCUUGGCCUUUGGUGUACCCGCUGUUUUAAUGAUCGUCUCGGUGAUCAUCUUUGUGCUGGGACGAUCGCUGUACAAGAUGAAGCCACCGGCUGGCAAUAUGGUUGUGUUGGUGAGCAGCACCAUUUGGACUGCUUUGACAACCAAGUGCAAGGAGAAGAAGACAAAUCCCCGCGAGCAUUGGCUGGACUAUGCCGAUGUCAAGUACGAUCGCCAGUUGAUCGAUGAUGUCAAGGUGCUGAUGCGUGUUUUGUUCCUGUACCUGCCGCUGCCUGUGUUCUGGGCACUGUUCGAUCAGCAGGGCUCUCGUUGGACCUUCCAGGCCACUCGCAUGGACGGCGACAUGGGCGCCUGGGACAUCAAACCCGAUCAGCUGCAAGUGCUGAAUCCUCUGCUCAUCCUGCUCUUUAUUCCCCUGUACGAUGUGGCCUUCUAUCCGGCUUUGAAACUCGUUGGCAUUUCGCGGCCUCUGCAGAAGCUCACCAUGGGCGGCAUUUUGGCCGGCGUGGCCUUCAUCAUUUCCGGAGUGGUGGAGCUUAAUUUGGAGAAAACCUAUCCCGACCUGCCCUACAGCCACAAUGUCCAGCUGCGCAUCUUCAAUACCGAGAACUGCGCGUACACUCUCUCUGGGACCCUAAACGGAAAUCAGCUGGAACCCUUCCAGGUGCCGGCAUUGAAUGUCUACACGGACAAGGAUUUGUAUGUGGAGAACACGGCGAAUCUGAUCUACACACUGACCAGCGAUGUGGAAGGUUGUGCCGGAUACACUGGCAACCAGUUGCUGACCCAGGAGACGGCCUGGUCGCUGUUCCUCAAUCCCCAGAAUGCCAGCUCCACGCAAUACUGGGAGAAGGACUUUGUGGACAAGCCCAGCGAGAGUCAUCCGCUCAUCCGAAAUGUGGCCAAUAUUGAUCCCACGCAGAAGGUGGUGUGGCGUAGUGUCUCCAAAAACGAGGUGGUCUACGAUGAUUUCGCCAACGAGACACUUCUCACCCGCGUCAACUCCGGCGAAUAUGCGGUCUUCGUUGGAGACUCUAAUAUUGGAACCUUUAAUGUCCACACGGGAGGCGUUUACACGCUCCUCAUUAUCCCCAAUUCGGCUGGAACUUAUACGACCAAUCUGGUGACGGUGACGGAACCCAAUUCGAUGAAUAUCCUUUGGCUGAUCCCCCAAUAUGUGAUCAUGACCUUGGGCGAGGUGAUGUUCUCAGUGACGGGUCUGGAAUUCUCCUAUGCCCAGGCUCCGCCCAGCAUGAAGAGUGUUCUGCAGGCCUGCUGGCUGCUGACCGUUGCCUUUGGCAAUGUCAUUGUGGUCAUCAUUGCCGAGGCCGCUUUGUUUGAGUCGCAGGCCAGUGAGUUCUUCCUGUUUGCCGGCCUCAUGUUCGCCGACAUGCUGCUCUUUAUGGUGAUGGCCUACUACUAUGUACCGAACAAUCCCAAUAAGAGUGACGAAGAGAUUCAACCGCUGACUGGUGGAGAUGGCGAUGCCAAGACCGAGAUUCCCGCCCUUGAGGGCGGUGUCGAGAACAAGGGCAAGGACAUCAAGGAGAGCGAAUAGAGGAUCGCUCCGAAUUUAGUCUGAUCUAAUCCUGCUCGCUCCCGCGUUGUGUGUAUUAUAUGUAUUUGUAUUUGUAUUUGUAGAUGUGUAUAUGUGAAUCCUUAGUGGCUUCUGUCCAUAACCAGGCUAAGUGUAAGUGAAGCCCCAACUGGGGCGGCGUUGUUGCAUAUGACAAGACAUCCAAUUUAGUUAAAAUAAUAAAAGAAAACUAUUGAUACAAUUUA